UAGAGAGAGAUAGAAAGAGGAUGAGAGAGAUAGAGAGAGACUGAGGUGGGUCAGAGACUGACGUCGCCUUCAGGCAAAAUCCAUGUGCCCACAUGGAUGAUAGUGAGGGAAACAGAGUAGAACUGUUGCUUGAUUUUGGUGACACCAUUUAUAGUCCUUCCUUCUGAGUACAUCCUCAACAUUAAUAGCGAGCCACAAGCAGAGAGCUUUGCUCCUUGGCUUGCCCUUUCCUCACUUUGACGCCAAAAGGGUGCGUCAGUAUUUGAAAAUAAAGACUGAAAAUGAAGGAGAAGAGUGAGAGUGGCGGUGGGUAUGUGAGAGCGGAUCAGAUAGAUCUGAAGAGUUUGGACGAGCAGCUCCAGAAGCACCUGAGCAGAUCAUGGACUAUGGAGAAGAACAAGAAGAGAGAGGAAGAGGAAGAAGAAGAAGCAGCAUCAAGGCAGACUGCUUCUACAAGGCAAGACUGGGAGAUUGAUCCCUCCAAACUCAUCGUCAAGGGUGCCAUAGCUCGAGGCACUUUUGGUACUGUUCACCGUGGCAUUUAUGAUGGCCAAGACGUUGCUGUUAAACUUCUAGAUUGGGGAGAAGAGGGGCAUAGAUCAGACGCUGAAAUAGCUUCUCUAAGAGCAGCUUUUACUCAAGAAGUUGCUGUCUGGCAUAAGCUUGACCACCCUAAUGUAACCAAGUUUAUAGGGGCUACAAUGGGAACAUCAGAGCUACACAUACAAACAGAUAAUGGCCAAGUUGGCAUGCCACGUAACGUUUGUUGUGUUGUUGUCGAAUAUUGUCCUGGUGGCGCACUGAAAUCUUACCUCAUAAAGAACCGCAGAAAGAAGCUUGCAUUCAAACUAGUUGUCCAACUGGCACUAGAUCUUGCACGAGGGUCAUAUUCCCACACCCCAUCUGUAUUUUAUUUUGUUCUUCGGAUCUUUUGAUAUAUCUUAGAUUUUUCUAGUUCCAAGCAUACAUAUACAUGUUAAGUAUUAUAUUGAACUUGUUCUUUGAACGUGUUAUGUGUUUUUUUUU
Molecule: messenger RNA, 1026 nt
Organism: Prunus avium (sweet cherry)
Lineage: Eukaryota; Viridiplantae; Streptophyta; Magnoliopsida; Rosales; Rosaceae
Source: RefSeq, a predicted model, not a curated record